This is a messenger RNA of Micromonas commoda, 1524 nucleotides long. RefSeq lists its product with no specific name. The coding region runs from base 1 to 1524 and encodes 507 amino acids. NCBI's taxonomy places the organism in Eukaryota, Viridiplantae, Chlorophyta, Mamiellophyceae, Mamiellales, Mamiellaceae. The record is from RefSeq and is a predicted model, not a curated record. The transcript has a single exon.
AUGGACGGCGCGCAGCCGGGUCCGCCCAAGAUCCGCGUCGUCGCCGCCAGAUCCGCCCCGCGGCAGGCGCCCGGCGCGCCCGGCGCGCCCGCCCCCGCGCCCACCCCCGCCCACGCGCAGCACGUGUUCACCCCGCCGCAGCUGCCCGCGACGCACCCCGGGAACGUCGACGCGGCCGGCUCGGUCCACGGCUCCGUCGCCGCGUGCUCCAACGUCACCACCCGCGCGUCGUCGUCGAGGACGGCGUCGCUCGGCUCCUCGGACGCGCCGCCCGACGAGCUCCUCUCCACGCACCGCGCCUUGGUGCUCGCGUCCAGGCUCCGCGCCCUCCUGGAGAGAACCUCCGUCGGGGAACUGCUGCGGGCCAAGCGCGAGAACGAGCGAGCGACGUGCCCGGACGACGACCAGCAGCCCGGUGUUUUGACCCUGUGGCCGGACACCAAGAUCGUGGACGCCCUGCGCCAGCUGUCGCGACGCCGGGUCCUCUCCGCGCCCGUCGUCGACGCCUCCUCCGGCCAACUCGUGCACAAGGGCUUCCUGUCGCUCUCCGACAUCGUCCUCGACCUGUGCAGCAGGGAUACCGUCGAGCUCGAGGCGCUGCUGCGCGAGCUCGGCGAGUCCACGCUGGGCGAUGAAUCGCACUACCCCCCGGGCACGGAGUGGCAGAACCUGCCCGUGAGCGAGGUCAUGGCCACGCCCAACUGGCAGGACGGUCACUCCGUUUGGAGAUGCGACGAUCCCGAGUACGAACGACUCACCGUCCUGGAGCUCUGCCGCGAGUAUUUCUUCCACGGCUCACCCGACGGGCCCAUCUGCCACCGCGUCGCGGUGUUCAGACGCGACGGCGACGCCCUACGGGUCGCCGCCGUGAUUUCCGCGGCGGAUAUCGUCAGGCACUCGUUGCUCGCGGCGACGGAGCAACCCGGACCAUCCAUCGACGAUCAAUCCAUCGACGAGGAUUCAAUCGCCGCCGACGAGAUCGCCGCGCUCGCCGCGCGAACGACGCUGGCCGAGCUCGGCAUGGCGGUCAAGACCGUGUUCACGGUGGACGCGGACGACGCCGCGUUGCACGCGUUCCAGCGCAUGACCCGGCUCGGUCUCACCUCCGCGGCGGCGGUGUCCGGCUUUCGAGAGGACGGUUCCUUCGACGGGGAGGUUGUCUGCGAUGUCACCGCCGGCGACAUACGUGGGGUGUGGCCCGACCAGUUCCGCGCGCUCACGUCGCCGCUGCGCGAGUACAUCGAGCGGGUCCGCGGCGUGGAGCGGGGCGGCGGCGGGAACGGGAUCGGCGGCGUGUUUUGGCGGCCGCGGCUCGCUCGCCCUCGCUUCUUCCGUCGGUCCACCACCUUCGCCGAGGCGGUCGAGAGGCUGAGCGAGGACGCCGUGCACCACGGGUUCGUCUCCGAGGACCGCGCGGGAACGCGGGUGACGUCGAAGGACUUGAUCGGGAUCGUCACGCAGACGGACGUGCUGCGACGGAUCUGCUUCGAGGACGAGUACCUUUCCGAGUGCCUUUCUGGAUAA